UUCGCUCCACCCGGAACCGCAUUUAGACGUCCUCCAGGCGCACCACAACCUCGUCCUGUGCCGCUCAUUAACAUUGACGACGAUGAUGACUUUGUCGAUCCUCCAGUUGAUCGCAGCUCAGACACCGAGGGUCCUGCUACACAAUCCGCCAUAAUCCCUACCGCAUUUACCAAAGGUGGGAGGAACCUCGACUCCUCUCCCAACCGCGUUCAAGAGAGCGGAAUGGAAAGUGCUUAUGGAGGUGUCUCGAGGAACAAGCCCCAACCACAACAACGCCAAAAUGCCCCUUCGCGUGCCCAGCCUGUUGAUGAUAUGUCAAUCAACGAUAUCUUUGAUGUUGCGGAUCAGAUAAAGGUGGAGCGGAUGUUGGUUGUUUUGCCUGGUCGAUCUGUACGUGUGCUGUACAAGGCUUGGCAGGAGUCCCAUCGUAACUUUGACGAUGCCGUUGAUAAGGUCCUCCGCAUGGAAGGUAAUGGUGGCGACAUGGAUGUUGUUGAUCUCACUAGCUCAGACAUUGAGAGCAAUGCUGCAAAGCCUAGUGCUCAACCUCGACCCGCCGCCAAACAACAAGUCAAAGCACCAACACGAACUAUUGCCGACAAAUACUCGACCAAACCCAAACCAACCACUACAACCGAAUCGUCAGAUGCUGCAAAGCCCAGAAGACGCUUGAUGCAAGGUCGCAAGAACCCUGUAUCUCCCAUCGGCUCUCCUUCACCCACCAAACCCGUUGAAGCCGCACCGAAGAAGCGUGCUGUUAUUAUCGACUCAGACGAUUCUGAUGCUGAGUCUGGUAAAGAGUCAGAAGAAGAAGACACAAGCGACUUCGAUGGUCGUCUCCUCAAGUUCUUCAACACGUGCAGUGCUCAGGAUCUGGCCGAUAUGUCCAACGAGAAACUUGAGGUUGCUCAGUUCAUAUUGUCCAAGAAGCCCUUCCGCAGUCUGGAUACUAUCAGAAACAUUUCCGAUGCUGCUCCCCUGAAGUCAGGCAAGAAGUCUACUAAGAAAGCCAUUGGAGACAAGGUUCUGGAUGUAUGCGAAGGAAUGUACAAAGGAUAUGAAGCUGUUGAUGAGUUGGUCGAGAAAUGCGACAAUCUCGGUAAACCCAUCGCCGAUACAAUGAAGCAAUGGGGUAUCGACAUCGCUGCCGCUGCCAAGGACGGUGAACUCGCUCUUACCUCGCUGGAAGACACACAGCAUGAUUCUGGCAUUGGCACUCCCGCCAGCUCUACUGGCGUUGUCGAUAACGACGAUGAUGACGAUGAUAUAGUCAAGCCGAAAACCUCAAGACCCAACAAGCUCAAGAAGAACAUUUUCUUGAAGCAGCCGGCAAACAUGAGCACUGAUCUUGUGAUGAAGGAUUAUCAGCUGUUUGGUCUGAACUGGCUCAAUUUGCUCUGGUCUAAGAAACUGAGCUGUAUCCUUGCGGAUGAUAUGGGUCUGGGCAAGACUUGUCAGGUUAUCGCCUUCCUCGCUCAUCUCAAGCAGACCGAGAUUCCUGGUGUUCAUCUUGUCGUGGUUCCUGGUUCAACUUUGGAAAACUGGAUUAGAGAGUUGAACAGAUUCUGUCCUGCUCUGAAUGUCGCUCCUUACUACGGCUCGCAAGCCGAAAGAGAGGAACAGCGCUACGACUACGGUUCACGCCUGGACGAGAUUGAUGUUAUCGUAACUACCUACGAGACGGCUGUUGGAAAGUACGAUACAGACUUCUUGCGCAAGACUGUACGCCCUGUAGUAUGCGUUUUCGACGAGGGUCACGCUCUGAAGAAUAGCCAGUCCAAGAGACAUCAACAGCUGAUGCGCAUUCCUGCUGAAUUCCGCCUUCUUUUGACUGGUACGCCGCUACAAAACAACUUGCAAGAACUUGCCUCGCUGCUUUCGUUCAUCCUUCCCAGUCUCUUCAAUUCUCGAAGAGAGGAUCUGGAUAACAUUUUCAAGUACAAGGCCACUACAAAGGAUGCUGAUCACGCAGCUCUGCUCUCAGCACAACGUAUUGCACGAGCUCGAUCCAUGAUGACACCGUUCAUCCUUCGCCGAAAGAAGCAGCAAGUCCUUAAGCACAUGCCCGCAAAGCACCGUCGUGUCGAAUACUGCGACAUGCUGCCAGAGCAACGCGAUGUAUAUAACGAGAUGGUCAAGCAAGCCGUGGAUGCCCGCACACAACCCAAGAAGGGUGGUGCUAAGGCUGUAAAGACCGCUCAGGAGAUGACCGCACUGCGCUUUGCGGCUCUACACCCUCUCCUGUUAAGACGUAAAUAUAGCGAUAAAGAGCUCGAGAAGUUGGCAAAGGCUCUCCAACGAUCUGAGGAAUAUGGCGACAACAAGCCAGACCUCAUCUGGAGGAUGCUUACAGAGCAGACCAAAGGUGGCGACUUUGGUAUGCACCGCUUCUGUCUCGACUACGACUUCCUGAACAAGUACAUCCUGCGCAACAAUGAGUGGAUGAACAGUGGUAAGAUCAACAAGUUGCAGGAGCUGCUUGAGGGAUAUAUCAAGAAUGGCGACCGCACUCUGAUCUUUUCUCAAUUCACGACCAUGAUGGAUAUCCUGGAAGCCGUGCUUGAGACUUUGUCAAUCAAGUUCAUGCGUCUGGACGGUAGUACCCCCAUGGCGACUCGACAGGAUAUAAUCGAUCAGUUCACCACUGAUACCUCAAUUCCCGUGUUUAUGCUGAGUACCAAGGCUGGUGGUGCAGGUAUCAACUUGGCAUGUGCCAACAAGGUCGUCAUUCUCGACUCUGGAUUCAAUCCUCAGGAUGACAUCCAAGCAGAGAACCGUGCUCAUCGUGUCGGUCAGACUCGCGAUGUUGAAGUCGUUCGCCUGGUCACUCGCGGCACAAUCGAGGAGCAGAUUCACGCUCUCGGAGAGUCCAAGCUCGCACUCGAUGAUCGUGUUGCCGGCGCUGCGGAAGAUGCUGCCGCCGAGAAGAAACUCGAGGCUGAUGCAGCACUUGCCGUUGAAGACAUGUUCUUCAAGCACCUGGAA
This is a messenger RNA of Aureobasidium melanogenum CBS 110374, 2985 nucleotides long. RefSeq lists its product as uncharacterized. Gene Ontology annotation, cellular component: nucleus. NCBI's taxonomy places the organism in Eukaryota, Fungi, Ascomycota, Dothideomycetes, Dothideales, Saccotheciaceae. The transcript is spliced from 2 exons. The annotation marks the transcript as partial. Gene Ontology annotation, molecular function: DNA binding; ATP-dependent chromatin remodeler activity; ATP binding. The record is from RefSeq and is a predicted model, not a curated record.